This is a messenger RNA of Vespula vulgaris, 3120 nucleotides long. RefSeq lists its product as uncharacterized. Gene Ontology annotation, molecular function: cobalamin binding. Gene Ontology annotation, biological process: cobalamin transport. The record is from RefSeq and is a predicted model, not a curated record. Lineage: Eukaryota; Metazoa; Arthropoda; Insecta; Hymenoptera; Vespidae. The transcript has 7 exons. The coding region runs from base 651 to 2081 and encodes 476 amino acids.
AAAGCGAAGGAAAAAAAAUGAAAGGAAAAAAGAAGCAAAAGAAGAAGCGCUUGGAAUCAUCCUAUAUUCUACCGUGUAGAGUUAUAAGCACGGGGAAAAGACAUAUUCGGUUAAUACCCUGACUAACACCGAUGCAACAUAGCUAACUGUGAAGUUCGAUAGCGCAGAAUGGUAGCGCGCGAUCUCGUGAGCACAAUGGAGGAUGCAAGGUAUGCUAGGUACAGACAAUAAAGCGUAGCAAAAGAGAAUGAGAGAGAGAGAGAGAGAGAGAGAUAAGGGUAGAUAGGGUAGAUAGAGUAGACAAGAGAAAAGAGAGAGAGAGAGAGAGAGAGGAAAAGCAUAUAUACCUGGCUACGGUUACCAAGCUGUGUGUUUCUGAGCGCGCAUUGCUGUGUGCAUCGUUGCUGUGUGCGACCGAGUAGAUAUAUAUAUGUGUGUAUGUGUGCAUGUAAGUGUGUGUGCACGUUGACUCGGAGGGCGACAGGCGCCAUGAUAUCGAUCCUACGCAAUAUCGUGCUCGGUCCCAUGUUCCAUGGACGAACCGACGCUCGACGUGUCUCGUGUUCCACUUGCUGUGCUAUCCGGCAGACGCGAUUUAUCGUUGUUACGUGCGAUAUCGAUAAACUUGUAAUAACCAUCGUUAAAGGAUAAUGUGGGGUAGAGCUAGCAUGGCAGCUGUGAUUCUUUUCCUCGCCUUCUUGUGCAUCUUCGUUCCUUGUCACGGAAGUAAUACGGAACUUACUCCAUCGGAUACGGAAACACCUUCUACGGAUGCAGAAGCAGAGAUAAUCUUGGAACGCGCUACUUCUUGGCUAUGGAGUCAGCGAGACAAAGAUGCUGGAUGGGGUAACGAUACUCACAGGGUGAUUUUGGUCCUUCGUUUGGGUAAUCUAUCGCGUAACGAUAACGUGGCACCACCUGCCCCAUUAGAAUUGCAACUUAGUUCAAAGGAAAUGGAAUUGGAGAUAGUUCUCUUGCUUUGGAGACAUAGGGAAGUUGGAUUUUCUCCGGUUCGUCUGGCUCGUUAUACUUUGGCCUUGAAUGCUAUGUGCAUGGAUCCAAGACAAUUCCAUGGACACGAUUUGAUCGGAACUUUGCAACAUCACGAGCCUCCGACCGAUUACGAAUUCGCACUUACAACUUUAGCUGCGUGUAGUGCUCAAGCUCACGUACGUAAACGACAAAUACGUCGUUUGUUGGACAUUGCCAAUGCUGCACAGGAUCAUAACGUUGAUACCGUGGCAAUGGUGAUAUUAGCACUGAGGUGUAUCGUUCAAGAUCAUAGACAUAGAAAUUUGCAUCACUUCGUUCGAAAACCUUCGAUCGGUUUGGCUCAACAGCAAAGAUUAGACGGUAGCUUCGGUGACCUUCACACGACAGCAUUGGUUAUGCAAGCUUUAGAAGAAGUCGAGAACGAACCUGGGGACAAUUGGAACAGAUCAGCGGCCUUAACAUGGUUGAUGAGUCAACAACGUCCGGAUGGUUCAUUCGGUGGAGACAUUCGUGCUACAGCCGAGGCUCUUCUUGGCGUUUCACCACGUGGUCUUGCUAGUAUUCGUGCUCUCGAUUGUGGACAGGGUCUGACGGAUAGUUCACCACCUAGACUUACCACGAGCAACAUUGCAGAUGUGGCGACCUUGGAGAAUCACAGUGAGACGUUAGCAGCAACGACAACCGGAAGUAACACCAGUAAUACGGAUACUAUUAUAACUGGUACUUCGAUACCAAUCAUGGUGAACGUUUCAUAUACACUUUGGGUCGGAAGUAACGUCAACGAAACGUACAAUCUAACGGUAUCCGCACCGAAAAACGAAACCUUCUAUGGCGUGAUGCUUUUAGCCGCUGAGAUGUCACCACAUUUUCAAUUUGCUGCAUCGGAAUGGCCAAAUGGACACUAUGUUCAUACGUUGGCUGGUUAUAAAGAAGAACCUAUGUCUUAUCAUUAUUGGUUGCUCUAUCGACUGCCAACACCACCGGAUCCUUCCUCGCCACCUGGAAAUCAAUUGGUUGCACCUGGAGGUGUCGAUGAUCUACAAGUCAGCGAGGGAGAACAUUAUCUCUUUUGGUACAAGAAGCUAUGAACUGUGCGCGAGAGACUGAGAAUCGAGUAAGAAGAAAGAGAGGAGAUCAGAGGGGAAAUCAAGAGAAAUAGAGAAUGUAUGAGUGUGGAAAAUAUAUAGUAUGAAUGUGUUCAUGUAUCUGUUUGUGUGUAUGUAUGUAUCUGAGAGAGAAAGAGAGAGAGAGAAAGAGAGAGAGAAAGAGAGAGAGAGAGAGAGAAACUGAUAUUUCAAAUUACUAGAGCGAGAGCCGAUAGUAUUCACUGCCAUUGCUAAACCGUAAAGCGUAUUCACCCUAAGCACGUAUUCGUGCGCAGCCGCUCGUAGUUUCAAGGACAACCCGAAGAAGACGGUAAGAAAGGAUUGGCAGUGAUUUCUGAAACUCCGUUCUAGUGACUGGAUGAUCGGGUCUGGUAGAAUCCAAUGAUUAAACGUUCCAGCAUCACAUCGGAUCGUAUACAUAUAUCAAGGAGAAACUACGCGACUCGUUAUUUAAGCUACGAAGAAUACCGUUUUCUAUGAAACUGCAAUGCACAACCAUAUUGUAUUAUGAUAUAUCGUAUUAAUUAAUAUUUAAUAAAUCCGAUACCCAUAUGUGUAAAAAAAAAGAAUCAAAUUAUAUAUAUAUAUACACAUAUAAAUGUAUAUGUAUAUAUAUAUAUAAAUAUAUAUAUAUAUAUAUAUUCAUUAGCAAAGAAAAAAAAGAUGGCCUGUUUCCUGUUCUCGCAAAAGUAUCAUUAAUUUAGUAACACUCGUAUUACGAAGAGGAAAUAAUAAAAAUACAUAAAUAAACUCUUCGAUUGCUUAUUGCUGAUAUGGGUUAUUAAAUUAAUGAAAAGCAAAGUUAAUCGUUUCAUUCGCAUACGCUGUACCAUUUGAUUUGUUGUUUGAAAUCAAUAAAGAAUAGAUUCACAUACGAGAGAGAGAAAGACAGAGAGAGAGAGAGAGAGAGAGAGAGAGAGAGAGAGAGAGAGAGAGAGAGAGAGAGAGAGAGAGAGAGAGAGAGAGAGAGAGAGAGAGAGAGAGAGAGAGAGAGAGAGAGAGAGAGAGAGAGAGAGAGAGA